This is a messenger RNA of Suhomyces tanzawaensis NRRL Y-17324, 930 nucleotides long. RefSeq names its product translation initiation factor eIF2B subunit alpha (gene GCN3). The transcript has a single exon. Gene Ontology annotation, molecular function: translation initiation factor activity; guanyl-nucleotide exchange factor activity. NCBI's taxonomy places the organism in Eukaryota, Fungi, Ascomycota, Pichiomycetes, Serinales, Debaryomycetaceae. Bases 1 to 930 code for a protein of 309 amino acids. Gene Ontology annotation, cellular component: eukaryotic translation initiation factor 2B complex. Gene Ontology annotation, biological process: translational initiation. The record is from RefSeq and is a predicted model, not a curated record.
AUGUCUAACGAAACCUUCGAUAUCAAAACCACCUACCUCCGCUUCUUGGAGGAGGAUGAGGACUUGACCAUGCCCAUUGCGGCCAUUGAGUCGCUUGUCACUAUGCUCAGAACCAAGCAACCCUCCACUUCAUCUGAGCUCAUCAAGUUAGUCAAAUCAAACAUCGAUACCUUGAAGUCAUCCAUUUCCAACGCAAUUUCUCUUUCGGCGGGUUGUGAUUUGUUCAUGAGAUUCGUGUUGAGAAACACCAACUUGUAUUCUGACUGGGAGUCAUGUAAGAAGAACUUGGUCGAAAACGGAGAACUAUUCGUCCAAAGAGCCAAAGACUCAAGAAACAAGCUGGCAGAAUUCGGGAUUCCAUUCAUAAAGGACGACGACACCAUCUUGGUGCAUUCUUUCUCCAGAGUGGUGUAUCAAUUGUUGUUGAAGGCGAGAAAGGAGAAGUUGAUCAGAUUCAGAGUGAAGGUGACGGAAUCAAGACCUUCCGGCAAGGGUUACCACAUGGCCAAGUUGUUGAGGGAUGCAGACAUUCCUGUGGAGGUCAUUGUCGACAAUGCUGUGGGCUAUGUGAUCCACAAUGUGGACAAGAUCUUGGUGGGUGCUGAGGGUGUUGCAGAAAGUGGUGGUAUCAUCAACCAUAUUGGUUCAUACCAAAUCGGAUGUUUGGCCAAGACAAACAACAAGCCAUUCUACGUGGUGACCGAAUCGCAUAAGUUCGUCAGAUUGUUCCCGUUGGCCCCUAACGAUUUGCCUACAGAAAUGAGCCAGUUGCUCGAACAGAGCAAUGAACAGCCUGAAGAUCAAGAUUUGCUCAAAACCCAAUUGAUUGAUUUCACUCCUCACGAAUACAUCACUGCAUUAAUUACUGAUUUGGGUGUUUUGACCCCUUCUGCAGUCUCUGAAGAAUUGAUCAAGGUCUGGUAUGAUUGA